CUCACCCAGCUCGACUCCCACACGGCCAAUGGCGUCCCCAUUGAGGUCAAUCCGCCCGUCCGCAUCCCCCGCACCUUAGGCGGGUCAGCGGGCUCAUGGGUGCUCCAGCUGCUGCACAAGCCCUCCAUGCGCGGCAUGAACGGCCCUGGGAGGCUGCUCAAGGCGAUCAAGAACCCGGUCACGGACCACCUGCCGCCAAACACGACCAAGCUCACACUAUCCGGAGAUUGUCAGCCAGCGAAGCUAUCGAAAUAUCUGCGCACAUUGCUGGAGACUGUAUUUGUGGAUGCGAUGGCCCGCGGCAGGGACGACUUCCCUGUGCGCGCGCGCACUUUAACUAUAUACCAUAAUCCACGGCGGUCGUGCGCAACUCCUGCAGGGCCGAUGACGCGAGCAUGGCCGAUAUGA
Molecule: messenger RNA, 408 nt
Organism: Epithele typhae
Lineage: Eukaryota; Fungi; Basidiomycota; Agaricomycetes; Polyporales; Epitheliaceae
Product: EMG1/NEP1 methyltransferase-domain-containing protein
Exons: 4
Biological process (GO): rRNA base methylation
Cellular component (GO): small-subunit processome; nucleolus
Molecular function (GO): rRNA (pseudouridine) methyltransferase activity; rRNA binding
Source: RefSeq, a predicted model, not a curated record